UUCUUGUAAGAACGAGUGCAAGCUUUGACGCACUCUAACCUUCUAUACACGUCACUCCUCUACCACCACAUAAACAUUUACUCCUUAACUCUCUAUUUCUCAUUUUCUCUCUCUUAAAAGCCGCCAUCUUUCAACGCUCUUCUUCUAUUUUUCUCUUCUUUCUUUUAUUAUUGAAUAUACUUUCUCUUGUGUGAAACCAAAUUAAUCCCAUCAAAAAUAAAAUACCAAACAAUUGAUCAUCAAUUUCGUGUAAGAAGAAAAAAAAAGGUCAUAAGAAAGAUUGAAGAAAAAACAGAGGACCAACAAAAAAAAAAAAGAAAAACAGGGGAAAUUUGGAAUUGUUGAGGAAGAUGCAUUAGAAGAAAAUGAAGAAAUUUGGGUUAUUAUUUUGAGCUUGGCGUGGAAGAAAAGAAAAGAAAAAGGAAAACUCCAUUUAAAUUUACAAGAAUUUUCUAACGAGAUAUAGAUAUAACAGGAGGAACAUGGCGAACCAGCAGCAUCCGAAAGCCAGACUAGUUAAAUGUCCGAAAUGUGCGAGGAUUCUUCCAGAACCAAAACAUGUUCCUUUGUAUACCUGUGGUGGAUGUGGUACAAUCCUUCAAGCUAAACACUAUAAAGGUAAAAAUGAAUCCCUAUCACAGGGUUCAAAUGGGCAACCCAUUGAACAGAGUAACGGUAUUAACCAUUCUUCUGAUGGUGGAGAAUCUAGUGGCUCAAGUCGAAAAUCAAGCUCUUAUAUUACUGAAGAGUCAGCUAAAAUUGAAAGGCAGGAUCUGGAUGCUGCUGAAAACAGCCGUCAGUCUGUGCAAAAUGGAGCUACAGAUUCUGCCCAUCAAACUUCUAUAUUGGCCGACGAGUCGAGUUUCCCUACGAAAAGAGAAAAUGGAGAGAUAAUAAACACCACUAUAGACAAAUCUCAGUCGAGGGAUCAUGUUUUGAGUGAAGACCCUAUUGCCCUUGUAAACACAGAAUCAGCAGAACAGACCACAGCAGCUGCAGCGAUAAAUGAUAACAAUGGUCAGUGUGAUGACACUGCUGUUGAAAAUCACAGUCGCAGUCAGCAACAGAGAAGAAAUUUGCAUGAUGAUGGAAAAACCUAUACAUCAGAUGAGAAGAAAGAAUCGGAGCAACCUCAACCUGCUUUCAUAAUUGAAGCAAUAGAAGAUAAUGAUGAUCAACAUGAUCAAGGACAGGUUGAAGAUGAGAGAAAGGCUUCUACGUCAAACACUUCUGACUAUCAAGUAGAAGGUAAUGCUUCAGAUGGUGAGAUGUCCAGAAAAGACACAGAGAGAAAACACUCUUGUGAAGAUAUCUCGAGAGAGGAGAUUAAUUCUAAUUGCCUUGAUGCUGCUGAUAAGCCAAAAGUAGCACAAUUGGCCAAGGAAGAUGGAAAUGGAGAGGACCAGAAUAAUUCUGUAGAGUGUAUGACGGAGCAACUAUCAACGGAGGCUCCAUUGUCAACUGAGAUUAUUAAGUGUGUGAGCAAAUCAGACGUGUUCGAUGAACCUUCAAGGAAAAACAUAGAGAGCGCAAACGACAGUGCUGUCUACAAGUCUGAACAGGUGCAAUGCAGUAAUACACCAGAAAUUUCGGAAGCAGUCAAUACACACAAAGAAGUUGAUGGCUUACUCAAUGCAGUUGGAAGACCUCCCUCCAAAAAUUCUCUUGUAAAUGAUGAUGGAAGUGUUUCUUCCUCUGAUAAAAAUGUUCAUCAAGUUCCAGUGCAACUAGAGGUGGCAAGAUUAGCCAAUGAAGAUGAUAAUAGGAAGGAGCAGAACAACUCUGUAGAGUGCAUGACAGAGAAGCUAUCAACUGAGACUCCAUUAUCAGCUGAGAUUACCGAAUGUGGUAGCAAAUCGAAGAUAGUCAGGGUAACUUCAGGGCAUAACAUUGAUAAAUCUAAAGACAAUGUUGUUUAUGAGUCUGAACAGCUGCAAUGCACUGAUAAACCUGAAACAUCGGUGGCGGUUGGUAUGCACAAACAAGUUGAUGGCUUGCUCAAAGAGGUUCCAAGAUCUCCAAUCAAAAACUCACUUGCUUAUGAUGGAAGUAUCUCUUCCUCUGAUGAAAAUGAUAGUCAAGUUCCUGGACAAUAUAUGCAUGUUACUGCUGAAGAAAAUCCUAAAUGGGAUAAUCUUCCAUCAGACAGAAUGACUUCUAAUUAUUUAGGGACUCGACCUCAGGCUAAAAGUUUUUCAUCGACACUGUUACCUGAGAAGCUCAAGAGCAGCAUUAUGGAGGAAGAAGAAAAUAGAAUCCCGGGCCCCGGGAGAAACAGGACAGGCAAUCUUAAUAUAAACAGCUUCAUGCAUAGGGUUCCAAACUACCGAAGAAGUGCUGAUAUGGCCUUUGAAACAGGGAGCUCUUCUAGUUAUGUACAUGACGAUCCCCCAUUUGAGCAGAUGCGUCGUCGUCCUUAUAGGUCACGGUAUCACGGUUAUGUUGACAGAUCAAGGGACCAUGGUUGGAAAGAAAAAGAGUUUCUUCCAAUGUACUAUGAUUACGAAACAUCAGGAGAAAUUUACCACGGAGCCAAGUAUCAUGGUUAUACUGACAGGAGGAGAAGAGCAGAAAGCUGGUCUAUAAGUGGUCCUCUCCCACCAAUGCCAUCAUACUCAGGAGAGGUGUUCAACGGAAGGUACCAAAAUUCUGAGCCCUAUGUACAUCGCCACCAUGAUAAUUUAAGGUGGUCUGCCCAGUUACCCCCACAUGCAUUCUGUUGUCGCCCGAAGUGGGAUCCAUAUGACUCUUACUCGACAAGUCCACAGCGAUAUGCUGAUUUAGAGCCCUAUAGUUGGGCCCAUGAUACAGUCUCUGUAUCUGAUGAUCAAAGGCAUAAAGAUGAGAUCUUGAGAAGAGUUUACUUGAGGGAGAAACGACAAGCUGUGAAAAGACAUGUCCAACCUUUGGCAGGUGGUGCUCCCUUCAUCACAUGCUAUUUCUGCCUCAACGUUCUACAACUUCCCCAACACUCUCUCCUUCCUGGAAGAAAGUUCAACAGGCUAAAGUGUGGUGCUUGCUCGAAAGUUGUCGAAGUUUCCCUUGAAAAAGAAGGUUGUUUAAGUGGAGCAUCCAAUAUCGACAGAAAUACUAUAUUGGAUUCAUCCGCUAAUGGAAAUCAUUCUCAUGGAAGCAGCUUGAUCACUGCAAAUGGUAGAGAAUUGCUUCCACAAGAUUCAUUGGGUAGAGGGCAAAGAAAGAUGGUGCCUGGAAAUUCAAGAUCGGGAGACAGAAUGAUAGGAUCACAUGAUGCAGAACCACCCGAAUCUUUAGAGGAAAAACGGGUGAAUGUAACCUGGCAACUUCCUGCUAGGAGUAAGUCACCACUCCACAGGCUGAUGGGAUACUCUACACCUCAGGACUUGUUAACUGCACAUGAAGCUGAUACAGAAUACAACAGUUCGGGCUCGGAAGUACAGAUGGAUCCUUAGAAAAGUAGCAAGGAACCUGUAGUUUUGGACGAACCUGAAACAAAUGACAUUAACAACUCGUGGUUCACAGCUGUGAGGCGUCUGAUACAUGGGCGAGACUCGAGACCAGUAAAGCAUUUUGCAUUUGUUGUGCCUUAUGGCUUAUGCUAUAUGGUUGAAGAGUUUGCCUUGUAAUAUAUUCUUUGUAUGUAUUCAUUCUUGUAUAGACAUAGACUAUACUGUACUGAUUGGUUAUAUUGAGAUUUUUGCAAAGCUGGUUCCUUCCUCUU
Beta vulgaris subsp. vulgaris (sugar beet) is the source of this 3700-nucleotide messenger RNA. RefSeq lists its product as hypothetical. Gene Ontology annotation, biological process: regulation of defense response to fungus. Bases 483 to 3431 code for a protein of 982 amino acids. The transcript is spliced from 3 exons. Lineage: Eukaryota; Viridiplantae; Streptophyta; Magnoliopsida; Caryophyllales; Amaranthaceae. The record is from RefSeq and is a predicted model, not a curated record.